UAUAGUGGAAAACUUUUUAUUUUAGUUUCUGGACUAACUUAGCAUUUUAAUCAGUCACUUUCGAGAGCCGGGACAAUCCUGUGUAAAUUUAUACUGUUGUCAGCAACACUAAAACCUUGUAAACGGUUUCAGGAAAAGCUAUGAAGAGUUACCUGGCUUUUCAAUAAUAUGUAGCCAAGGCAGUGUGAGAUUGGCUUUGCUAAUCUCUACCACAUUCCUCUGGGUGGGGGUUUAUUGUGUGUGUGUGUGGGAGAGAGAGGGAUGGAGACUGAAUGACUAUUGUGCACUAUGAACCUGUGAAUGUCUCUAUUUAACAGGACUCCGACUGUUUCUGUUCUCACAAGGAGCGCUGAAGAAAUAUGAGUUUGACCAGAGUCACCAACAUCGACGCGGUGGAGCUGCAAGAAGGCAUCCAGAACGCGGCCUUUCGGGAGGAUGAUGAUGAUAAUAAUGGUGAUAUUGUGUGUAUUCGGCGGGUCUCCAGCCUGCCAGAGGAGAGUGAAUACACGCAGAUCAAGCCGUAUGCUGGGAUGCCUAAAGAGGUGCUGAUGUUGUACUCUAACAAGCCCUGUUAUCGGAUCCCUCGAGAAGUGAUCUUCUGGCUGGUCAUCGCCUGCACUCUGGCUCUUAUUGCGAUGACUGCGGCUAUUGUGGCGCUGUCGCCUCGAUGCAUGAGCUGGUGGCAGCUGUCGCCCAUCUAUCAGGUUUACCCACGCUCAUUUAAAGACUCCAAUGCUGAUGGGGUUGGGGAUCUAAGAGGAAUUAAGGAGAAACUGAGUCAUUUCGAGUACCUGAACAUUAAGGCGAUCUGGAUCAGUCCUUUCUACAAGUCUCCUAUGAGGGACUUUGGAUACGAUGUGGAGGAUUUCAGAGACGUUGACCCUCUUUUUGGAACAAUGGAAGACUUUGAUGACCUCUUGACUAGCAUGCAUGAUAAAGGUUUGAAGCUGAUCAUGGACUACAUCCCGAAUCACACCAGUGACAAACACGUCUGGUUUCAGCUUAGCCGUAAUUACACAGAGCCCUACACAGACUAUUACAUCUGGGUUAACUGCACAGCAGAUAAACAUCCAAACAACUGGGUGAGUGUUUUCGGGAAUUCCACGUGGGAGUAUGAUGAAAUACGGCAGCAGUGCUAUUUCCAUCAGUUCCUCAAGGAACAGCCAGAUCUGAACUAUCGUAACCCCCUGGUCCUACAGGAGAUGACGGACAUAAUCCACUUCUGGCUGAAGAAAGGGGUGGACGGGUUUCGCAUGGAUGCUGUGAAGCACAUGCUGGAGGCAACACAUUUACGAGAUGAACCUCAGGUUAACCCUGACCAAGAUCCAUCGACAGUGGACACAGAGUUUGAGCUGUAUCAUGACUACACAUACACACAAGCAGGACUCCAUGAGAUCCUGACAGACUGGAGGAUACAGAUGGACACAUACAGCCGAGAGCCUGGCCGAUACAGGUUUAUGGUGAUGGAAAGUUACGACUAUGAAGAAAUCGAUAAAACCAUGAGGUACUACGGCACAAACUACGCCAAGGAAAGCGACUUCCCGUUUAACUUCUAUCUACUGGACCUUCCUGAUAACCUGUCUGGAAAUUAUGCCAAAAGCAUAGUUGAACGGUGGAUGUCGAACAUGCCAAAAGGAAAAUGGCCAAACUGGGUGGUAGGAAACCAUGAUAAGCCGCGCAUCGGUUCGAGUGCUGGUAAGGAAUAUGUGCGUGCUUUAAACAUGCUGCUGCUGACACUGCCUGGAACUCCCACAACAUACUAUGGAGAAGAGAUUGGCAUGGUAGACGUCAACAUAUCUGUUAUUCAGGAUCCCGCUGGACAGUAUGAUCCAAGCAAGAGUCGAGACCCACAGCGAACACCAAUGCAGUGGAAUAAUGAGCUCAAUGCUGGUUUUAGCGAGAGUCUGAAUGGCACAUGGCUGGAUAUUGCUUCUGACUACAGAACGGUCAAUGUGGAGGUUCAGCAGGACGAUACAAGCUCCACCAUUUCCCAGUAUCGAGCUCUGAGUUUGCUCAGAAGUUCCAAUGUGAUUCUGUCUCGAGGUUGGUUCUGCUACGUCUGGAACGAUGUCAAUGUGUUCGCUUAUUUGCGUGAGCUGGACGGUCUCAGUAAAGGCUUCCUGGUGGUUCUAAACUUCGGCAAGGAAACAACAACAGACCUGUCUUCAGUUAAAGAGUUACCAGAUUCUCUCACACUCCAUUUAAGUACAGAGUCAAUAACCCAGACCGAGUUCCCUAAAUCCAGAAUCCCAACAUCUCAAGGGCAGGGGUUGCUUCUGGAGUAUUCCAGCAGUCAGAAGUUUCACCUCAACCAUCAAUCUCAGUGCUAUGUGUCUGAGAAAGCCUGCUACCUGCCUACACUAGAUAUCCUUUACCAGUGUUGAGGAUUCCCACAUAGCAAAAUUUCUCUGGCCCAGCUUUGGCCCACACACUCAGCUUUUACUUGGCCCACAUGCCACAGUUAAUUAUGGUAUAUUAUUGAACCAAUUCUGGCUUCCAUACAAGGGCCAACCAUGGACCAUAUCUGGGCCAAGUUUCAGCCAAGUUACUAACCCAUAACUGGGCCAGAUAUGUUGGUGUCAUCACUGCAAUGAAUUCGAUAAACCCAUGAGGCAUUUUGCGCUUUAAGGCCAAAGAGUUAAAGAGUUAACUCUUUGGUUAAAAAGUUAACACUUUUUCUCAAAGUGACCAGAUUGGUAAAUUUUUUUUUUAAAAACCCAAGCUCAUUCUGAAAACGUAGUCCCGUGGACAUUUCUGGAGACUGUGAAAUAUGUCCCAGCAAGUAUGUAUUUGUGCAGUUUUUGUUUUCACGAAUCCGCGAAAGGCCGCUGUUUGCGCUUUUUCGUAUGUCCCUCGCUAGUGCCAUUCGCGCACGCGCUGUUCUCGUGUGAACCCACCAGAGGCCCCUGUCUGACUGACAGAAUGACUGACUGCGCAACCGGCCAAUCGGCUGACCCACCCUCCUCCUUCCCUAAACCCAACCAAUUUUACCGAUUGACCCACCCACCAGCUUACUUC
Molecule: messenger RNA, 3018 nt
Organism: Danio rerio (zebrafish)
Lineage: Eukaryota; Metazoa; Chordata; Actinopteri; Cypriniformes; Danionidae
Source: RefSeq, a predicted model, not a curated record